This is a messenger RNA of Aureobasidium subglaciale EXF-2481, 318 nucleotides long. RefSeq lists its product as uncharacterized. Bases 1 to 318 code for a protein of 105 amino acids. The record is from RefSeq and is a predicted model, not a curated record. Lineage: Eukaryota; Fungi; Ascomycota; Dothideomycetes; Dothideales; Saccotheciaceae. Gene Ontology annotation, molecular function: protein tag activity. Gene Ontology annotation, cellular component: cytoplasm; nucleus. The transcript is spliced from 3 exons. Gene Ontology annotation, biological process: tRNA thio-modification; protein urmylation.
AUGGCAGACACGAUUAAAAUUGAUGUUGAGUUCACUGGCGGACUGGAACUGCUCUUCUCCAACCAAAGAAAUCACAAAGUCUCAUUACCAGCACAAGAUCAAGACGGAAAAGCAGCAAACAUCGCAUUCUUGAUCAAACAUCUAUGCGAAAACCUUAUGACUGAUCAAAAACGAGAACUCUUCCUCCUAGACGAAUCUGUUCGUCCAGGUAUCCUUGUCUUGAUCAACGACGCAGAUUGGGAACUCGAAGGCGAGGAUCAGUAUGAGCUUCAACCAAGAGAUCAGAUCGUCUUUGUCUCUACUUUACACGGCGGAUAG